Molecule: messenger RNA, 225 nt
Organism: Daldinia caldariorum
Lineage: Eukaryota; Fungi; Ascomycota; Sordariomycetes; Xylariales; Hypoxylaceae
Exons: 2
Coding region: 1-225 (74 amino acids)
Source: RefSeq, a predicted model, not a curated record
AUGCCGUCUUCGCAAGUAGACGACAAGCAAGGCCAGCCCAUCCAAGAAGGCGACGUGGUGUGGACCAGAAUCCGCGGCGGCCGGCGCGAGGGCCGAGUCGACCGGGUCGUCGAGUCGGGCGCCGAGGCGCGGGAGGCCAGGGUGAAGAAUCCACCUAAGGUCCUCUUCAAGGAUCAGCACGGCCAUGAUGUUGCGCAUAAUCCAGGGACGCUUGAGCAUAAGUGA